Molecule: messenger RNA, 2497 nt
Organism: Columba livia (rock pigeon)
Lineage: Eukaryota; Metazoa; Chordata; Aves; Columbiformes; Columbidae
Gene: WASHC3
Product: WASH complex subunit 3
Exons: 7
Coding region: 188-793 (201 amino acids)
Biological process (GO): exocytosis; actin filament polymerization
Cellular component (GO): WASH complex
Source: RefSeq, a predicted model, not a curated record
GACUGCGCAGAACCGCAAGUGCGGACACCCCCUCCCGCGCCUCUCGGGCUAGAGGUUUCGUUUCCGGGCCAAGGUCAAGAGGCUGUGUACGGAGUGUCGGGUUUUCCGGAGUGCGGCGGGAGGCGGCCGGUGGGUGCGGGGCCGCUCCCCGUCCCGCGGCCUCGGCCCCGGCCCCGGCCCCGCGGGGAUGGACGAGGACGGGCUGCCCAUUGUGGGCUCCGGCAUUGACCUCACCAAGGUUCCCGCUAUUCAGCAGAAAAGAACGGUAGCAUUUCUGAACCAGUUUGUGGUUCAUACAGUGCAGUUUCUCAACCGCUUUUCUACUGUUUGUGAAGAGAAAUUGUCAGCGCUCUCUCUCCGUAUCCAACAAAUUGAAACAACACUCAAUAUUUUGGAUGCAAAGUUGUCCUCUAUUCCUGGCCUAGAAGAUGUCAAAUUUGAAGUGUCCAGUGCAAGUAUGAAUAGUGUUACAAAUGGUCCUGUGGCACAAGGCACUACGGAUCAAGAAACAGCUGUAUCACCUCAAUCUGGACAGAACAACAUACAUGAAGAAGGGUUACAGAAAACAGAGGUUGUAACAGAAAAUGUCAGAACUGUGGCCAAGGAUCCAAGAUAUGCCAGAUACCUCAAAAUGGUACAAGUGGGUGUUCCUGUAAUGGCAAUACGCAACAAAAUGAUUUCUGAAGGGCUAAAUCCAGAUCUUCUUGAGACCCCAGAUGCCCCUGUGCCUGCCUGGGGAGAUGAUGGGAAAGCAGAAGACAGUUCUGAUAGUGAAUCUUCAUUUAGUGACUAAAGAGACUGAUUUUGGAAACCUCUGUUCAGUGCUAAUGUGUUUGAAGCUUUAGAGACAAUGGUCUGGUGUGGGUCACAUGGGUGACGUGAUUUAUCUGACAGCAUUUUUAAGAACUCAGAUUCUCCAUGUUCUCUCCCAGAAAGUUCGAACACGCAGCGUAUUUCAAUGUGAACCUUUCUACCAUGAAAGUUAAUUGUGAGAUCCUUGCAAAUUUUGUGCUGCAUCAUUUCAGAUUCCUUUCUGAUUCUUCUGAAGUUACUUUGUAAAACUCUGAAAAUUCCACACCUCUAAACCUCCAGGUCAUAAGACUGCAUUCUGAUCAUUACUGGAUUUUCUGUGUAACACUUUUAACCUAAUUUGCUGUCUUUUGGUUCCGUAAUGUACAGGAAAAGUAACUUUUCAAAAUGAAAUGGUUUAAUCUGAUGAACUGCAUUAUUUUCUAAUAUACUAUAUUCUCAAAUGACUCAAAAAUAAUUACACAGAAGUCAGCUAUCUUAUGGUGAUUGCAAAUUAGUAACACUGUUUUGAAAGAAACUAAAAUGCUAGUGAAAAAUAUAUGAAAAAUCAAUCUGAAUCUGUUUUCAAAGCGUAUACUGCUAUUCAAUUUUAUGUUAGAGUCUGUACAAAGUUGUUAAAGAAAUUCCUGAUCUGUAGAAGAGUUGAUCUCUCAAAUUCAGAUUACAGUGGUGUAUAAAGCAACAAAUAUUGCAAGAUUGGUUUGAAAACGACACUGUGAAAGAAGCAAGUGUCUGGGAGAUUAUGGGUAGAAUACCAGAUUCUCACUGCUUGUUCACUGUCCAGGUAGGUCAGUAGAAGCCACUUUUUGAUUGUUGUUGGGGUUAUUCCAAAGGAACUGGGGCUGAGCAGUUUGCAUAGGAUAAGAAAUCAUCUCCAAGUUUGUGCCUUUGCUGAUAAUUUCAGCAAAGAAGCCAAAAUUCAGCUUGACUAAUGAUAAAACUACCUUGCUACCUCUUGAGGUGUGCAUUGGGAGACAAUAUGAGGAAAUCCACUUGGAGUCUGAGUGGCUCUGGAGACUGCCCUCCAAAGUACUUAUUCUACUCCGUGAGUCAAAAAUGACUUCAUAUUCAAGAAUCUUCUUUAACAUAAUUUGUUUCACAUGAAAUUCUUCACUAUCUAUUUGAAUUCCGCAGAUUAUUGUGAUUAUACCAGAAUGCUGUGGGUAAGGCAAUCAUUCGCUUUCUGGUAUUUGACAUUCUGCCUGAGACCAAAAAAAGACUUAAAACUGAAGCUCCAAGUAUAUAAAUUUGUUAGCUUUUAUGACCAAGUCAUUAUCUUCUCUCUUAGUUAUUUAUGCUACUUCAGUAGGUUAGCUGCCUUUUUUUUUCCCCUGUAAUUUAAGCAUGGCUCCCAUUUGAGUCUAGCAGGCAUAUUUAAGCUCUUCAUAACCUGUAAAUCAGAGUAAUACCUGAACCCCUUUGAAAGCAUAUAGGCACUAACAAAUGUCUAGAGAUGGCAUUUCAAUGAUGAGUGAAUUACUAUUGAUCACUUAAAGAAAAGCAUUUUAUAUUUAACACUUGGUAAAAUUAGACAAAUACUAACCCAUUAGCAAUAAGUAUUUUGCAAGUAAAUAUUAUAAUGUUAUUUCAGAAAGCAUAUAUUAAAACACUGAUGACUUCUUGAUAUCUAUAUUUGAAAACUCUUUGAAGCAGUCUGUAUAAUUAAAGCUAUGUUUUGUAAACCAAA